UUCUUUACAGCAAACAAACGCCUCUUUCUCUCUCUCUCUCUAUCUCUUUGAACACUUUUUCUUUCUUUUCAUCACCAUUUCUCUUCAAUUUCUCUCUACUGGUACUGGACUCUGGACUCACCUCAUUGUCAUCUUCCAGAGAGAGAAAGAACUUAAAGAGAUCUUCCAAGUUUUGUCUUUUGAGGAAAUCCGGUCAACUGCACGUGUGAUUUUGGACGUCUUUAUACUUUCUGGAAGGAUAACAAUAAAAAUAUCAAACAAUGUCUGGAUCAGCGAAAGCUCUGGAACCUGCAUUUCAAGGGGCGGGGCAGAGAAUAGGGACCGAAAUAUGGAGAAUUGAGAACUUCCAGCCUGUGGCUUUACCAAAAUCUGACUAUGGAAAAUUCUACUCAGGCGAUUCAUACAUUGUCUUGCAGACAACUGCUGGAAAGGGAGGUGCUUAUCUAUAUGAUGCUCAUUUCUGGCUUGGAAAAGAUACAAGCCAGGAUGAAGCUGGAACUGCAGCUAUUAAAACUGUUGAACUUGAUGCCAUUCUUGGUGGCCGAGCUGUGCAACACAGGGAGCUCCAAGGCUUUGAAUCUGAAAAGUUUUUGUCUUACUUCAAGCCAUGCAUUGUACCCCUGGAAGGUGGUGUUGCAUCUGGUUUUAAGAAGCCAGAGGAGGAAGAGUUUGAAAUACGAUUAUAUAUUUGUAAAGGGAAGCGAAAUGUUAGGUUGAAGCAGGUCCCCUUCUCCCGUUCUUCACUAAAUCAUGACGAUGUGUUUAUCCUUGAUACCAAAGAGAAGAUUUUUCAAUUCAAUGGUGCCAACUCCAGCAUC
Molecule: messenger RNA, 818 nt
Organism: Impatiens glandulifera
Lineage: Eukaryota; Viridiplantae; Streptophyta; Magnoliopsida; Ericales; Balsaminaceae
Product: villin-3-like
Exons: 6
Biological process (GO): actin filament severing
Molecular function (GO): actin filament binding
Source: RefSeq, a predicted model, not a curated record